GACAGCAGUUGGGGUUAGGAACUGACUCAGUUUCGCUUCAAACGAAAACCACAUUAGAUUUUGGUUGGUAGUUUCACAGAAGUCUAAUACAGUUACAGAUUGUCAAUACUUAGUACUCUAUACGGUUCACAGCCUAAAUUGAUUUCAUUUUAUUGGCAAUGGCCGGAUCAGCAUUAAGACGUCUUAUGGCAGAAUAUCAGCUUACUCUCAAUCCCCCGGAAGGUAUUAUAGCAGGACCUAUCAGCGAGGAAAAUUUUUUUGAGUGGGAAGCCCUUAUCACUGGCCCUGAAGGAACUUGUUUCGAAGGUGGUGUCUUUACAGCAAAAUUAAUUUUUCCUCCCGAUUACCCGUUGAGCCCGCCAAAGAUGCGAUUCACUUGUGAAAUGUUCCACCCUAAUAUAUUCACUGAUGGAAGAGUGUGCAUUUCAAUAUUACAUGCACCAGGUGAUGAUCCUCUUGGUUAUGAACUGUCAGCUGAACGUUGGAGUCCAGUACAGAGUGUAGAGAAGAUUUUAUUAAGCGUUGUUAGCAUGCUAGCUGAACCUAAUGACGAAUCUGGAGCAAAUGUUGAUGCAGCAAUAAUGUGGCGUGAAAAUAGAGAAGAAUUCAACAAAAUAGCCAAACGUAUUGUAAGGAAAACCUUAGGGUUACAUUCAUAAAAUAAACAGAUUUUUUUUUCUUCAUCUUGAGGAAAACAGAGUGA
Topomyia yanbarensis is the source of this 703-nucleotide messenger RNA. RefSeq names its product ubiquitin-conjugating enzyme E2 G2 (gene Ubc7). The record is from RefSeq and is a predicted model, not a curated record. The transcript is spliced from 6 exons. NCBI's taxonomy places the organism in Eukaryota, Metazoa, Arthropoda, Insecta, Diptera, Culicidae. The coding region runs from base 159 to 659 and encodes 166 amino acids. Gene Ontology annotation, cellular component: cytosol; endoplasmic reticulum.